Myotis brandtii (Brandt's bat) is the source of this 2464-nucleotide messenger RNA. It is a transcript of the gene SLC9A3, whose product is annotated as solute carrier family 9, subfamily A (NHE3, cation proton antiporter 3), member 3. Gene Ontology annotation, molecular function: sodium:proton antiporter activity. The annotation marks the transcript as partial. Gene Ontology annotation, biological process: proton transmembrane transport; regulation of pH; sodium ion transport. Gene Ontology annotation, cellular component: brush border membrane; apical plasma membrane. Lineage: Eukaryota; Metazoa; Chordata; Mammalia; Chiroptera; Vespertilionidae. The transcript is spliced from 17 exons. The record is from RefSeq and is a predicted model, not a curated record.
CUUCUGCUGGCGCUGCUGCUGGCGCUGGGCGAGCUGCCGCAGGUGGGGGCCGUCGAGGAGGAGCCUGGCAAGGAGCACGAAGAAAGUCAGGGCUUCCAGGUGGUCACAUUAAAAUGGCACCACGUCCAGGAACCGUAUAUCAUCGCGCUCUGGAUCCUCGUGGCCAGCGUGGCCAAGAUUGGCUUCCACCUGUCCCACAAGGUCACCAGCGUGGUCCCUGAGAGUGCACUGCUCAUUGUGGUGGGCCUGGUGCUAGGCGGCAUCGUCUGGGCAGCCGAACACAUCGCCUCCUUCACACUCACGCCCACCGUCUUCUUCUUCUACCUGCUGCCACCCAUCGUGCUGGACGCCGGCUACUUCAUGCCCAACCGGCUCUUCUUCGGCAACCUGGGCACCAUCCUGCUGUACGCUGUCAUCGGCACCGUGUGGAACGCGGCCACCACCGGCCUUUCCCUCUAUGGCGUCUUCCUCAGCGGCCUGAUGGGAGACCUGAACAUCGGGCUGUUGGAUUUUCUCCUGUUCGGCAGCCUGAUCGCUGCUGUGGACCCGGUGGCCGUGCUGGCGGUGUUUGAGGAGGUUCAUGUCAACGAAGUCCUGUUCAUCAUUGUCUUUGGGGAGUCACUGCUGAAUGACGCUGUCACUGUGAGAGGAAGGGCAGCUCAGCGUUACGUCCUGCCCCUUGCAGUGUCCUUCUUCGUGGUGAGCCUGGGGGGCACGCUGGUGGGGGUCGUGUUCGCUUUCCUGCUCUCCCUGGUGACCCGCUUCACCAAGCACGUGCGCAUCAUUGAGCCCGGCUUCGUGUUCGUCAUCUCCUACCUGUCCUACCUCACCUCCGAGAUGCUCUCCCUGUCGGCCAUCCUGGCCAUCACCUUCUGCGGCAUCUGCUGUCAGAAGUACGUGAAGGCCAACAUCUCGGAGCAGUCGGCCACCACCGUGCGCUACACCAUGAAGAUGCUGGCGAGCGGGGCCGAGACCAUUAUCUUCAUGUUUCUGGGCAUCUCGGCGGUGAACCCCGAAUACUGGAAGUGGAACACGGCCUUCGUGCUCCUGACGCUGGUCUUCAUCUCCGUGUACCGAGCCAUCGGUGUCGUGCUGCAGACCUGGAUCCUGAACCGGUACCGGAUGGUGCAGCUGGAGAUCAUCGACCAGGUGGUCAUGUCCUAUGGCGGCCUGCGGGGUGCUGUGGCUUUUGCCCUGGUGGUCCUUCUGGAUGAGAACAAGGUCAAGGAGAAGAACCUCUUUGUCUGCACCACCAUCGUCGUCAUCUACUUCACUGUCAUCUUCCAGGGCCUGACCAUCAAGCCCCUGGUGCAGUGGCUGAAGGUGAAGAGGAGUGAGCACCGUGAGCCCAAACUCAAUGAGAAGCUGCAUGGCAGGGCUUUCGACCACAUCCUCUCAGCCAUCGAGGACAUAUCAGGGCAAAUCGGACACAAUUACCUCAGAGACAAGUGGUCCAAUUUUGAUAGAAAAUUCCUCAGCAAAAUCCUUAUGAGAAAGUCAGCCCAAAAGUCACGAGAUCGAAUUCUUAAUGUUUUCCAUGAGCUCAACUUGAAGGAUGCCAUCAGCUACGUGGCCGAGGGAGAGCGCCGUGGGUCCCUGGCCUUCAUUCGCUCCCCCAGCACGGACAACAUGGUCAACGUAGACUUCAGCACACCACGCCCCUCCACUGUGGAGGCCUCCGUCUCCUACCUGCUGAGGGAGAAUGUCAGUGCGGUGUGCCUGGACAUGCAGUCCCUGGAACAGAGAAGGAGGAGCAUCCGCGACACAGAGGACAUUGUCACUCACCACACGCUGCAGCAGUACCUGUACAAGCCCCGGCAGGAGUACAAACAUCUCUACAGUCGACACGAGUUAACUCAGGACGAAGAUGAGAAGCAAGACAAGGAGAUCUUCCACAGAACCAUGAGGAAGCGCCUGGAGUCCUUCAAGUCGACCAAGCUGGGCAUCAACCAGAACAAGAAGGCGGUCAAACUGUAUAAGCGAGAGCGUGCCCAGAAGCGGAGAAACAGCAGUAUUCCUAAUGGGAAACUGCCAAUGGAGAACCCCAUACACAAUUUCACCAUUAAGGAAAAAGAUUUGGAACUUUCAGACCCAGAAGAGAACCCCAACGAUGCUGAGGAGAUGAGUGGGGGGAUUGAGUUCCUGGCGAAUGUCACCAGGGACACAGCAACAGACUCCCCCUCAGGAAUUGACAACCCUGUGUUCUCCCCGGAUGAGGACCUGAGCAUCCUGUCCAGGGUGCCACCCUGGCUGUCUCCCGGGGAGACAGUGGUGCCCUCCCAGAGGGCCCGCAUGCAGAUCCCCCACUCUCCCGACAACUUCCACCGCCUGGGUCCCUUGCGCCUCAGCAACAAGUCCGUGGACUCCGUCCUGCUGGCUGAGGGCCCCAAGGAGCAGCCUCACACCACUCCGCCUGAGUCCACGCACAUGUGACACGGGCUCUGACGUGCCGCUGACAGGACGC